AUGUUCCGCAAUAUUCUGAAGUCCCGUGCUACAUCGACGCUGACUGGUGUUAUGCUCGGCACUGCCGGUGCCGUUAGCUACAGCAUGUCUACCAGCAACGCUUUGCGCAAUGAGACUGCAGGCCAGCUGGUGCCCAAGCAAUGGGUCCCUUUGAAGCUCAAGAGCUCGAAAGAUGUCUCCCACGAUACCAAGGAGAUUAUUUUUGACUUGGAUAACGACAAGAUUCUUGGUGGAAGCACCGCCUACUGUGUUCUUUUCAAGUUCAUGCAGGACGGCAAGCCAGUUGUCCGUCCGUACACUCCCGUUUCCGACCCCAGCACCGUCGGUGAGGCCGUCUUUGUGAUCAAAAAGUACCCCGGUGGUGCCAUGGGUACUCAUGUCCACGACCUCAAGCCUGGUGAGACCAUUGACGUUCAGGGCCCCAUCCCCAAGUACCCUUUCGAGAAACCCAACAAGCACAAGAAGAUUGUCAUGCUUGGUGGCGGCAGUGGUAUUACUCCUUUGUACCAGGUUCUCGCUCAUAUCGCCAAGGAUCCUGAGGACAAGACCGAGGUGCACUUGCUUUACGGCUCGCAGACUCCUAACGACAUUCUGUUGAAGAAGGAGAUUGACAACGUCGUUGCCAAGAAACCCGGACAGCUCAAGGUUACCUAUUAUGUUGACAAGGGUGACAAGAGCUUCGACGGCAAGGUUGGCUAUAUCUCAAAGGAGGACGUAGUUGCCAUUGUCAAGCCCGAUGAUGAGAAUCACCGUGUCUUUGUCUGCGGUCCUCCCGGUUUCAUGAAGGCUCUUUCUGGCCCCAAGAAGAGCCCCACCGACCAAGGUGAUCUCACUGGUUCUCUUCAAGAGCUUGGUUUCACCAAGGACACUGUCUUUAAGUUCUAA
This is a messenger RNA of Wickerhamiella sorbophila, 885 nucleotides long. Its product is annotated as NADH-cytochrome b5 reductase 2. The transcript has a single exon. Lineage: Eukaryota; Fungi; Ascomycota; Dipodascomycetes; Dipodascales; Trichomonascaceae. The record is from RefSeq and is a predicted model, not a curated record. The coding region runs from base 1 to 885 and encodes 294 amino acids. Gene Ontology annotation, biological process: ergosterol biosynthetic process. Gene Ontology annotation, molecular function: cytochrome-b5 reductase activity, acting on NAD(P)H.